This is a messenger RNA of Mustela erminea (ermine), 4202 nucleotides long. It is a transcript of the gene AQP2, whose product is annotated as aquaporin 2. Gene Ontology annotation, molecular function: water channel activity. Gene Ontology annotation, cellular component: apical plasma membrane; plasma membrane. The coding region runs from base 73 to 888 and encodes 271 amino acids. The record is from RefSeq and is a predicted model, not a curated record. NCBI's taxonomy places the organism in Eukaryota, Metazoa, Chordata, Mammalia, Carnivora, Mustelidae. The transcript has 4 exons. Gene Ontology annotation, biological process: transmembrane transport.
CAGAGACAGAGAGCGAGAGAGACCGUGCUCCACAAACCUCCUUCCGCCACAACUGCAGGGCCAGCCCACAGCAUGUGGGAACUCCGGUCCAUAGCCUUCUCCAGGGCCGUGUUUGCAGAGUUCCUGGCCACGCUCCUCUUCGUCUUCUUCGGCCUCGGUUCGGCCCUCAACUGGCCACAGGCCCUGCCCUCCGUGCUGCAGAUUGCCAUGGCCUUCGGCCUGGGUAUUGGGACCCUGGUCCAAGCUUUGGGCCACAUCAGUGGGGCUCACAUCAACCCUGCUGUGACUGUGGCCUGCCUGGUGGGCUGCCACGUCUCCUUUCUCCGAGCUGCCUUCUACGUGGCUGCCCAGCUGCUGGGGGCUGUGGCAGGGGCCGCUCUGCUCCAUGAGAUCACACCACCUGACAUUCGAGGGGACCUGGCUGUUAAUGCACUCAGCAACAACACAACAGCGGGCCAGGCUGUCACGGUGGAGCUCUUUCUGACCCUGCAGCUGGUGCUCUGCAUCUUCGCCUCCACAGAUGAGCGGCGGGGAGACAACCUGGGCACCCCCGCCCUCUCCAUCGGUUUCUCUGUGGCCCUGGGCCACCUCCUUGGGAUCCACUACACCGGCUGCUCCAUGAACCCUGCCCGCUCCCUGGCUCCUGCUGUGGUCACCGGCAAGUUUGACGACCACUGGGUCUUCUGGAUCGGACCCCUGGUGGGCGCCGUGCUGGGCUCCCUCCUCUACAACUACGUGCUGUUCCCACCGGCCAAGAGCCUGGCCGAGCGCCUGGCGGUGCUCAAGGGGCAGGAGCCCGACGCCGACUGGGAGGAGCGCGAGGUGCGGCGCCGGCAGUCGGUGGAGCUGCACUCGCCGCAGAGCCCGCCUCGGGGCAGCAAGGCCUGAGCGCGCCGCCCGCCCGGCCCCCCGAGGACCCGGUCAUCCCCCACCCCCACCCCAGGCUCGGUGAGGGGAGAGCUCCGAGUGGCUGCCCGCCGGCCGCCCAGCCCGCCCCUCCCCUCCCCAGGUCCAAAGUCCGCCCGGGCACCGCCGCCGAAGAGCCGCUGUCGGGGCUGUGGGAUGGCGGGGAGCCCGGCCGUCCCCCUGUCCCCAGGCUGCUAGCCUCGAGCAGUCCGACGCUCUGGCUCCUUGCGGGGAGCUGGCCUCUAGGGGAGGGAAGGUCAGCAGGCAGAGGAAGGCUCUGGAGAGGCCCGGCACCGGUAUGGCGGGGGAGGAGGAUCUGGGAACGGUGAGGCAGUUUUGGCUAGUGUAUGAGCGUGUGUUCCUCCCCAGCGUCCCUCUGUCCCCAAGUGCUCCGUGGUGCAGGCUCCCGAGCGAGUGGCUGUGCCUGUGGCGUUGCGAGGGCACCGGCUGGCAACCUCUCACCCCCCUCUUGACGCCCCCCCCCCACCACCAGUGCAAUAAAUCUACUUCCUCUGUAGCGAUCCUCCCGCAGGAGCUCUGAGAGUGCUCCCCAGAAGGGAAGCGGAGGGUCUGGAGGCCCCUGAGAGGGCGGAAGGGAGUGCCCUGAUGGCCAACCCCUACCCUCCUCUCCUGGAAAAUUCCCCCAAGCUGCAACCCUGGGCCCCAAGAUUUGCCAACUUCCGUUGCUAGAGACAGGUAUCAGCCAGAGAACAGCCUCUCCAGAAGUGGCCUCUGGGGAAAGGGAGGGUUGGGUGGCCAAGGACCUCCUGUCUGCCCUGAGGGAAGACUCUUCCAAGAAGGAAGCCAGGGUAUGUGUGUGCACGCGUGUAUAUGUGUGUGUACCUGCCCUACACAUGUGCAUGAGACCCCCAUCUCCAGGGGGCUCCAGACCCAAAGAUUAGCCUGUGGCAGAGAAAACAAAAGCCCUCUGUGGGCCCCCGGCCUUUGUCUUGGGACAGGGGGAGAUUUGCAACUGGACACUUGGUGAAAGGAGACACUCGUUUGCAAUUGCGCAAGUGAGGCCUCUCUCCCAGCAUGCACCUGCACCGGAGGCUGGCUGGCUGGCCAGCCAGGCCAGGGCGGCAGGCAUGCAGGCCCAGGCCCCACUCGCCAGGCAGUGGCUCUUUCUCCCCAGGAAACUUUCUUCCUCUCCCUCCCUUCAGGUUUCCACCCUAGUUCAGCUACUGGGGUCCCAGGGGUGGGGGCCGGGGGGGGGCGGGGGGAGUGCCGCCUAGCCCUCUCAGGACCACAGAAGGGAAAAGACUUGUCCAGGCAGAGGCAGAUCUGUGUCAAGAGCCCGGGCUUCUAAAUUUCCAGGCCAGUGCAAUGGUUCUCAAAUGAGAUUAAGUGGGAUUAAGUGAGAUGAUGCAUGUAAAGAUGCUGUGUGAACUGUAAUUCCUCAUACCAUUAACACGCAUUAUUGGAAUUAUUUCAUUAUUUCCGCUUCCUGCAGGUAGAGCACAGAAGGGACCCAAUCCUCAGCCUCUUUCACCUUCUUUGGCUGGGGGUCAGUGUAAAGGACAGCCCCGAGAGUCCAGGCAGAAGGAGAUGGGUUUGGGGGUGACCCCAUCCUGGUCCAGCCUCUUCACCUCUCCUGCCCUGAGCGUACUCUAGCUGUUCUACUUUCCUCCUCCCACCACCCAAACACCAUCCAUCCUCUCCCUUCCUCUCGGGUCUGCUACAGAGCUAAUCUAAGAAUCACAUCUGGAGCUCCCUUCUCCAUGCACUGGGGCCUCCAUGUGCUCUCCAUGCUUCUCCAUGCUCUCCAGGCUUCUAUCCAUGUCCGUCUCACACUGCACCAAGCACCCGGAGUGUAUGGGAGUCUCCAUCCCCUUCCUGCCCACCAUGGCCUUCAAAGAUGGACCAUGUAUGAGGAACCGCCCUGUGAUUGUGACCACCUCCUCAUCUACACUUUUUUCUGUCUUCCUUGACCAAAGUUCCCUCUGGGGUCAGGAAAAGCCUGCCUUGGCCCAUAGGUGAUAUGGAGGAGAUUGUCCCAAAACAGCUGGUGACUGCCAGCUGGACUCACUAACAGAGGAGAGCUUGUAUCAGAGACCAAAGUGACCUCUGGAGCUGCACUUUGAAAUACUCUCAAAGUUCAAAGGCAGCAAAUUGAACUGUGAGCCAAGCCUGGAUGUGUCUCAGGCAUCUCAUUCCCCCCAACCAACCUCACCCCCACAGAUCCCCCUAGAAGUUGCCAAGAAUUUCUCUUUGUGUCUAUUCCACUUCCUGGAUUGCGCCUCACCUGAAACCAAAUGUGACAUCACCACACCUUCCUGCCCUCAUCGCCCAGAUUGGGGUUACUAAGGUUAGAGGUCAAAGGAGGAUUCAAAAGGGUGAGGAUGGAGGGGACCUGACACCUAGUGAGCAUCUUUUGUGUCCCAAACUCUGUGCUAAAACCUCAGGCAGGUUAGGGAAGGACAGCAGCUUCCAGCUCUUCAGGGUUUUAGCAUUUCCAAUGCACUCCCUAUCACCCAGCCACCCAGCCCUGUGAUUUUCUCCCCACCCUGUGAGAAAGGCAGAGUAAAUACCGUCUUCCCAUUUUACAGAUUAAGGAACUGCAUUUCAGAAACUAAUCUAAUGUCACACAGCUGUAUGUAGUGAACUCAAGACUUGAACUCAGGCCUUCUUAUUCAAAAAUCCCAUGAUCUGGGAGUAUAGCUCAGGGGUAGAGCAUUUGAUUGCAAAAUCCCAUGAUCUGUCCAUUCAGAGCUCACAAGAAACCAAGUAUGAUCCGGGGCAAGUCCUAGUUGCCCCUUGGGAGCCCCUGGCAGAAACCAGAGCACACAACUGAGACUGUCCAGCCCAGGGCUCUGUCUAGUGGGGGACACAGGCCCUUGGGGAGGGUUGCAGCAGAGUAGGGAGAAAAGGACAAAGAAUACCAGACUGGUUUCUGUCCUUGAAAAGCUCCCAGUCUGGUGGAGGAUGGAGGUCAGACACACCCCAAACCAGACAGAGGCAAGGCAGCAUGGAGGCAGGUGGCUGGGCUUCCAGGUCCUCAAGCUGGGGACAGAAAAGGCUUUUUGGGCUGAAGGGAAAAGGUGGCUGACUCCUGGGUCCCAGCAGCAUCCAUUCCCACAUCCCCACAGAUGACUCUGUUCCUGCAAAUGUGGCUUUCAUGUGGCUUUGUAUCUUUCAGCCGUGAUUCUGUAUGUCUGCAGUGCCUCCCAGGCAAGACUGUAAGCCCUCUGGGGGCAGGGCCCCUUCCAGUUCCAGAUCUAUUUUCCUUCCUCUGUCUUGUCUAGCAUAGUGCACUGCACAUAGUAAGCCCUCAAUAAACACUCAUUUGCCAGUAA